AUGCCUCCGGACAGGGGGGGUCCCAGGGGCCCUUUAGGGGCCCCUGGGUACGAGUACUUUGGGGGCCCCCGUGGGGGCCCUCUGGGGCCCCCCAUGUACCCAAUGCGCAGGUGUAGCGACAGCCCGGGGCCGCCUUUACUGCGCGUCUCCUACUAUGGGAGGGCAGAAGAGAGGGAGGGGUACCUCGGGGGUAUUGGUGAUCCGCGGGGCCCACCCCCGCGUGUGCUGCAGCGGCGGUUGCCGCCAGAGCAGCUGCAGCAGAUGCAGCAGAUGCAUGCGCAGCAGCAACAGCAGUACUACGCAGAUAUGCGGCGGUUUCCUCCGUCAGGUGGAUGGAGGAGACGGAGGAGCUGCAGCAGCAGGGGCAGCAACAGCAGCAACAGCAGCUGCGGUGCCGAUAGAGAGGGGCCCCCUGGGGGCCCCCUUUCUGGACGGGGAUCGUUCAUUGAUAGGGAAAGGAAAGUCCGUCACCAAUCUGCUGCUAUUUGUGUUGUUGUUGCUGCACCUGUUGCAGGAGCAGGAGCCGCAGUGUGA
Molecule: messenger RNA, 534 nt
Organism: Eimeria mitis
Lineage: Eukaryota; Apicomplexa; Conoidasida; Eucoccidiorida; Eimeriidae
Exons: 2
Coding region: 1-534 (177 amino acids)
Source: RefSeq, a predicted model, not a curated record